AUCAGCGCGGUGCAGCCAUGAUUUCCCUGCUGCUGACGAUUCUUCACCUGGCAUAUGGAACAAAUGUAACUUGCCAGGGAAGCAGCUGCACAGCAGGCAUGGCAUACCUGCAGCUGCAUGGCAAUGUCCAACGUGCCCUAUCACAGUCCGACGAUUUCGUGCCCAUGGACGGUGGCAUGGGACGUGCUUGUCGUGGGGCAUCACGGACAGACAACUCGCCCAGCAAUUACGUGGUGAAGACAGUUUCCAACCUUGAGGAAUGCAAGACUGCAUGCAUGAGCGAAGCCAGCUGUCGCGGCAUCGAGUAUAGUGAUAGCCGAUGCGAAGUUUGGACCAGAGCAGAUGGUAUCAUGGCGUCUAUCCCUCUGGAUGGCUUCAGCUGCUACCGCUAUGGUCCCUACACCACUACCACCACCAUGCCCCUGCGUAGUGGCACAUUCGAAGCUGUGGAUGGUGCCGCUGGACGUGCCUGUCGCGGGGCCACUGGGGGUGACAACCUUCCCAGCCAUUACAAGAUCUCUGCUUCAGGAGAAUCUUCGCUGGAUGCGUGCAAGACCGCCUGCUUGCAAGACAUGGACUGCAAGGGCAUCGAAUUCAGCUCGGGGCGUUGUGAAGUCUGGAUACGACCUCAAGGGAUCCAGGCCAGUGCAGCGGUGUCGGGCUUCAUGUGCUAUCGCUUCGUGGAUCCGAGUAUUUCGACCACCACAGCAUACCCGGAGGGAGCAUUCGCACCUGUCGAUGGCGGUACGGGUCGCGCUUGCCGAGGGGCCAGCCCAGGAGACAACAAGGCGAGCCACUACACAGUUGAGGCUGCAAGCAGCUUAACGAACUGCAAGACACUUUGCUUCCAUGACGCAAGCUGCAAGGGUGUCGAAUACAGCCCGGGCCGAUGUGAAAUCUGGACCCGCUCUGCAGGGAUUGAGACAUCGAUUGCCUUGGACGGCUACGAGUGUUGGCGCAAGAUGGACGAUGGUACAACCAUUACAUCCAGCUGCCAAGCUCAAACCUCACAACUAGGCGCCACCGACGCUGUGUGCACCGAGACAUGCAGCUACUUGGCUUCAGGGCAGUGGCCCUGCGGCGAGGGCGGUCCUUGCGUUUGCGGCGGCAGCACGACGAGGACCACGACAACCACCGCGACGACCGCUGCGACGACCACCGCGACGACGGCAACGACAACGCAAAGCGCAACCACCACCACGACCGCAGCCACCACGACCGCAGCCACCACAACCACGACAACCACCGUGGCGACCACCACAAAUGGAGCCACGACCACAGGGCCAACCACCACCUUGUCCUCUCCAUCCACGCUGAUCCAAGAGACGGUGUCAGCCCUGCAAAGCUCCAACUCCGAGGGAGUCUUCAUGUACGACACUGGCACUGGUUGGCUUCCUUCCGACAUCUACACUUGGCCUGACAUGAUCGAGGCUGUGAAGUUGAUGGCCAGCACUGGUGUGGGUCAGUUGAAGUUGUGGUUGGGCGACACCGACCACAUCUACGGCCUCGUAAAUGUGGCCGCCUUCUUGGCUCAGUGCAUGCAGGAAACCAUUCAGUACAACGCUUGCGAUGAGAAUAACUGGAGCGACAACAAUGUGGUGCAGGAAGCUGGGGGCUCUACGUACUCCGCGACAUCGGCCUGUGGGCAGUUGCAUCAAUCCUACCAGGACUACAGCUGCUCAGCCGAGGAGGACGCCAUGGCCGGUGGUCGCAUGGCAUGUGAGGUGGACAGCGGGAUGGAGAUGAGAGCCUUCACCCAGGCGGAAAUCGAAAUCGGGUGA
Messenger RNA from Cladocopium goreaui, 1781 nucleotides. NCBI's taxonomy places the organism in Eukaryota, Dinophyceae, Suessiales, Symbiodiniaceae. The record is from the annotation of a GenBank genome assembly.